AUGUGUCCCCGUUAUCCAGAUCCUGUCCAACUGGACCACCCCAUCCCCAUCCUGAAGGAUGCUCUGGAAAAGGUGGACAAUCUCCUCCAGCACAAAAUCCGCAAUCCAGGCCUCCCAGCCUUGUCCGCCAUUGUCACCUACAACGACACGGUCUUGUGGACCGGUAACUUUGGGAAACGCAACGGCUCCAGUAACCUCUCCGGUCUUCCCAAUGAAUAUUCCAUUUACAGAAUUGGAAGCAUCUCCAAGCUGUUCCCAACCAUCAUGCUGCACAAGCUUUGGGAGGAAGGGAAGAUAAAUUCUCUGGAUGAUUCGUUGGAGCGCUAUGCCCCCAAUUUCUCCAUUAAAAACCCCUUGGGGCACCUCAAGGAAUCCAAGCAGACGCCUUCUUCGGUCACCCUGAGAAGGAUGGCCAGCCAACUGUCAGGUCUGCCCAGGCGCCUGCGGUCCACCAGCCUCGUGUGGAAAGGAACCACCCAAGAAGCAUUAGCUCUUCUCCGAGAUGACGUCUUGGUGGCUGAUCCAGGAACUCGGUGCCAUUACAGCAAUCUGGCCUUCUCGCUAUUGGCUCACGUUUUAUCUGAGCAAGUUGCCAAGGGCGACUACCAGAACUGGGUCUCCGAGAGCAUCCUUGACCCUCUGGGGAUGGAGGACACGGGCUUUGACCUCACGCCCAACCUCCGUUCCAGAUUGACCGUCGGCGUCUACGGCAGUGGAGAAGUGGCUCCUCUCUACGACCUGGGCUGGUAUAGACCUUCCGGGCAGAUGUUCUCCACCGCUGCCGACUUGGCCAAGUUAGCCAUGCUCUUCUUGGGCACCUAUCACCGGCGUCUUCUGGAGCCGGAGACUCUGAAGGUCAUGCUGACCCCGCUCUUGAGGUGCUCCAGGGACUACUUCGCCAACAAGACGGGCGCUCCUUGGGAGAUCAACGAGCAGAUGGGCUACGACCUCCUCCGGAAGGACGGGGACAUCGAUGGCUAUUCGGCCACCUUCUCCCUCGUCCCCAAACUCCGCCUGAGCUUCAUCCUCUUGAUGGCCGGUCCUCGCCCUCAAGGAGGAGACCUCGUAACCCAGACCUACGAGUACCUGAUUCCCUCCCUGGAGUCCGCUUUCCGGGAAGUCAAGAAGAAGCUCCAGUCUCCCCCGAGCCCUGCUCCCUACGUGGGCUACUACACCUUCUCCAACUUGACUUUCUACGAGGUCAAGGCGGGGCCCCGAGGAGAGCUGCUUAUGCAGCAGUUCGGACCUCACAUCGAGAAGGUCAUCCCCGAAAGCUACCGGACCAUUCAGCUCCAUCACCUGGAAGACCGUACCUUCCAGGUGGUCUUUGAGAAGGAAUUCCCGUGCAUCCUGAAGGUAGGGCCUGCCUCGAUUUCCCUCGAGGCCCAGGACGGUCAGCUUUUUAACUUCUACCCCUUUGACCCCAAGGGGCUGUCUCCUGGGUUUGACGUGCCAGGCUUGAACACCUACAACAUCCUACGUCUUCAAAGGAAGCCCAUCUUCUCUUCUUAA
Protobothrops mucrosquamatus (brown spotted pit viper) is the source of this 1512-nucleotide messenger RNA. RefSeq names its product lactamase beta like 1 (gene LACTBL1). The record is from RefSeq and is a predicted model, not a curated record. The transcript has 6 exons. Bases 1 to 1512 code for a protein of 503 amino acids. Lineage: Eukaryota; Metazoa; Chordata; Lepidosauria; Squamata; Viperidae.